GGCCAAGUCAACACGAGCACGCAGGAUUUUGCACGUCCGAUGCAUGCUCAUUGCCGCGAUGACUUGGACGUGUCGCUGCGAAAAGCGUGCGGCGGGGCACUUGACAGCUCGGUUUGACGUUCUUGGAUAGCUCCGCACCUCGUGCUCUCACCAACAUCCGCCCGUGAAAUGGGUUCUACUCCUCGCGCAGGUAUAGGGGAGGAUGCGCUGCGAGAUCAACUCUGCGUGUUACGCUGUUCUACUAGCUCCUUUCUUUUGCACGAGUGGCCAGGUUCGAAGAAAGAAAAUAGGACGCUAGCGCCGCGAUCAACGAAGCUUUGGGCCGGGAACUUGGCAGCUUUACCUGUGGUGGGAAGCUCCUCCAUGCUUGGUAGGAGAUAAAUGUGGACCCAAAUGGACCUCCGCGUAACUCGCCACGAACCGAAGCGAAUCAUGGCUGCCCACCGCUGGCUCUGCCCGUGUACUUCCGCCUCGUCGACACUUAAAUCUGGUCUCAUUCCUCAUAGGGCCUACAGGGAAAAUGUACCCCAAUCGACACACAACAAUCCGGCAGUACCGUCUGUCGUGAGUAUGCUGUGUCCUUUGACUUGAUCCGAGCCUGAGAGACGACGAUGUUGCGGAGGAAGAGAAAGAUCAUACACUUCAUUCGUCAUGCAGAGAGCGAUCACAACAUUGCGCCUUUCGAUACCAGGCUCAGAGAUCCGUAUCUGUCUCAGAAGGGGCGUAUCCAGGCGGAGGCUCUUGGUGAACAAUUCCCCCACCUGCAAGAUGUCGACUUGAUCGUAUGCUCGCCAAUGAAGAGAGCCAUCACUACUGCGCUCCUGGUUUUCAAGAAGCACCUCCUAUCCAGCAAAAAACAGCUCAUCGCGCUACCGGAAUUGCAAGAACUAAGCGGCAAACCUUGUGAUACAGGAUCUUCGCUCGCAGAGCUGUUGACUGAAUUCCGUGAGGAGCCUCUAGACUUGAACCAUGUGCCGCACAACUGGGAGUCCAAAGAUGGGGCCUGGUCGCCGACAGAACAACGCACUCUUGCCCGAAUGACGAGAGCACGUGCAUGGCUUCGUUCCAGGCCCGAGACCAACAUCGUCGUCGUCGGCCACGCUCAUUGCAUGCAGCUUCUGGUUAGAGACGCCCCUGAAGAGUACUACAAUGACGGUAUAGAGGCGAUCCGACUUGGAUUGCUGCCUGAAUGGAAGAAUUGCGAAUGGCGGUCUUUUAGUGCGGAAGUUCACCAAGAUCAUGUGCUCUGGUUUGACGAGUUGCGGGCCUCGAAGAAGGCAAAGUCGAGGGGAGAAAACGUUCCCAGGCUGACGAACGGCAAAGAGUCCAGGAAGAGCAGUCAGACCAGUUCGGAAAUGCCGGACGAGUUUGACAAGAACCGCUCUAGGUCCGUUUGGAGCUCGAAGAGUUCUCAAUUACCCUUCCCACCAGACACCUCGCCUGAUACGGUGACGAGAAAAGCACGCACCUGGCCGAAUGAAGCAGCCAGUAGCCCGUCGAGUCCUAAACAGACUCGAAAGCUCUUAUCAGCCAUUCGCAUACGAAAGUAAAGAUAUGAGGAUGAUGCUAGUCUCCACGCAUAUACGACUCAGGAAAUAACGAGGACAUACGAAAACACAAGUCAAGCGUUGAUGUUAGACAAGCGAUAAUGUAGAACUAGACUACUAGACAGGACUGUUGAGAAAGGAGUUCAAAAAGAUUUGCGUUGACGUGUCGAAUCUGCCACCUGAUGUUGGCUCGUUAUAUUCUCCCCAAUUUACCGUCAAUCUUUACCUCUGUAGCUGUGUCAAGGCGUAGACGAUGUUCUGAUGACUUAGGCCGAUUGAUCGACAACCUCUGCGGAACGAUUUAGACUCGACGUUAC
Messenger RNA from Verruconis gallopava, 1864 nucleotides. RefSeq lists its product as uncharacterized. The transcript is spliced from 2 exons. Gene Ontology annotation, cellular component: cytoplasm. The record is from RefSeq and is a predicted model, not a curated record. Lineage: Eukaryota; Fungi; Ascomycota; Dothideomycetes; Venturiales; Sympoventuriaceae. Bases 612 to 1550 code for a protein of 312 amino acids. Gene Ontology annotation, molecular function: phosphatase activity.